GAACCCUGAGCGAGGCUAGCCAGGUGCACCACAACCAUCAUCACUCUUACAUCCUUAUACCUUAAAACCUUCUAUGUUCUUUCUUGUGAUGCAUUGUGUGAAGACCUCCCAGUGCUUAAAUAGUUUUCCUGUGCUUUAUCAGUGUGUGAGAUAUAUUCCCGAAAGCCUAUAACGAAUGUGAAGACCGUUUUGGGCGUACACUAACAGAAAAGUGGAAAACGGUUUAGUAUAAGCAGGGUGUAGUUAUGGCCAGUGUAUUUGCAGUGGAUUAACAACAGUAAGUGAGCCUUUGCGCCAGUGUUUUCGCCUCUUACUGACUGAUGGCACCAAAUAUAAAGAACAAAGUAUAUGUUGAAAACUAUCUUGAAUCUUGGGGAGGGCGAAAUAGUGCAUUUAACCCUCGUAACAAUAACGAAAACCAGAAAUAACUUGCUUGUGCUAAGAAGCCAUUCUAAGAACUGAUUAAAAUAUAAUCACGAAGAAUAAAGUGUUGGAUGCUACAGUUACACUCAGAAAUUAGAUCAUAUUAGUUGGUUUUGUUAGAGGUGGUCAGGAUGGUGGUGCCCCCAAGAGAAAGACGGACCACGGCUGGCUGGUGGGCCAUAGCUUUCCACGUACUGGCUUUCCUGCUAAUAACCAUCGGAAUGUUUACCACAUAUUGGCUGCAGGCCGAAAAGAAGGCCUACGGUACCUCCAUGGACAGGAUAGGGCUGUGGACGCAGUGCUUCCGCAGUUUCACUGUAGAGAAGGACGUGUACCGUGAAAGGUUCUUUGUGGGGUGUCGGUGGCUCUUUGAUCCCUUCACUACAGGAUACGAGGACGUCAGGGAGAUGUUACAGAGGCCAUUCUUCGUGACAGUGCAGGUUUUCUUCACCUUCUGCUUCACACUGUCACUGAUUGGGGCAGCCCUUACUGGCAUCUUGGUCCUAUGUCCUGGUGAAGAAUUCGAGAGAGCCGUCCUUAAGAUUGCCUAUAUUGAUCUCUUUAUCUCCUGGGUGUUUGGGUUUAUUGCUGUCAUCAUCUUUGGGGCAAUGGGUGACAAUCGGGAUUGGAUGCCACAUUGGGAUCAUAACCACCUCUCAUGGUCCUUCGGUCUUGCUGUGGUGGGUGUAGUAGCAGAGUUUGUUGCAGCAGUACUGUUCUGGGUGGAGUAUCGCAUCCAGAAACGCAAGGAGUCCUACCGACAGAGUCAUGGAGUCUUCACACUUGAAGGAACCAAAACAUAAAACUGCUUUCCAUACCUAAGACCAAUAUUUAUAUCGAGAAGUCUAGAAAAGAUGUCAUUGGCUUAAAUUGGCAGGAAAAUGCCAACUUCCAGUAAAUUUCAGUUUCUCCAUAAGCAAGAUAGAAAUAGAACUAUGGCAACAAGAGACCUGCAGGAAAAACACAGGAAGACAUUAGAAGUUUACAAGUGGGUGGUUAUUUAUAGUAAUGAUGUCAAACAUUUUGAGCCAUUUUGCAUUCUUUAUCACUGUUCAAGUUUAUCACAUUCAUGGUGUAACGUACUACAUUCAGUACAGUAUUACGUAAUUUAUUACUGUAGAGACCAGGGACAUUAUGAGUGAUCAGUUGCACUGAUUUAGAAUGCAGUCACCAUCUCAGGCUUGUGACAUACUAUUAGGUGUUAUAAAAUUCAUGAGAGGCACCUUGCAAGAGCAGUCGCUUAAAUAAUUCCAUUUCCUGUAUUGAAGGUGCACUCAGAAUUUAUCAUCUAACUCUGCCUAUUACAAAAUGAGAAUUUAUUAAACUAUAUUUUCUCUUGAAAUGACAGUAUCAAAUAUCAGCAUUGAUACAUUAUUAUUCAUUUAAUAGUCAUGUAGAUUUAUAAGGUAAAUUAACUUUAUAUAUAUUCAAAUGCAGUACCAUGGGUUAAAAAUAUAGAAAUUUACAUAUUUACUAUCUUUUAUUAUUUUAGAAUAUGACGAAGUCUGGUAACUUUCAGUCGAGCAUUCUUAUCAGUAUUUCUGAUGUUUUGAAGCCAAUAUAUAUUGAUUGUAAUAUUUAUAAUUUCCCCUUUUUUUGUACAGAAUAAUUUAGGGUAUGUGACUAAUUUAAAACAGUUUUCUACCAGUCUAGUACUAGAAGACUUUAUUUUCUAAAUGUAGUACAGUGUCUUAUGCAGCAGGUUAAAUAUAACAGCUGCUGCAAUAUUUAGGAUCUCCUAAGUUAUUUGCAAUUAUAUUAAGUUUUGUAAAAUAUAGACUUACCAAUUUUUUUUCUCUCCUCUCUUAUGUACAUAAUACUGUUUCAGGGUGUGGGUAGGUGUCCUGGGUUUUUUGUAUUAAACAUUCAUUAUUUUUGUGUGUUUCUUCCAUUACUUACGUUGACAACACGACUUGGUAGCUAAGCUAAUGUACUUAAGUCUGUGUGAAGUCAUUAAGAUAUUGUGAUUUUUAACUGUGGUAACUACUCCGUCCAUGAUGUAGCUAUGUUAAAGUUCAUCCGUCCUUUUGGCUGCCAUAGUGAUACUGGGAACACCUAGCCUUAAGCUAAGCUGCAGCAGGUGUGGUCCUUGGCUGCACUCUGGGUGUCCCAUUUUUAUAGUUGCAUUACUUCAAAAUUUCAGAAUUAGGUAUCCCCAUCAGGGUAAUACCUUAUGGGGUAGCUUGUUAGUUUUUAUGUUUUAUUCACUUUGGUACAGUAACUGCAGAAUACCUUUUUUCACUACCUGAAGCUUUUAACAAUUAUGUAUCUUGGUAAAUAAAACCCCAAAUUCUAAUUGAGUCAGUUACUAUUUCUUCAUAUUUGGCAGAUGAGCCAGAAAACUGAAUUUGCACAUUAUACUGCUUUAAGAGCAGACCAUGAAAUUUUCUAAUCAAUUUGGUAAUACCAUUUACAAUAGUGUUAACUGUACAGGGUAUUAAUUCAGAUCAAACAGCCCUUCCCUAGAAAUUCGGAAAAUUAAGCUUAACUUAAAAUUUUGAUCACUUUGUUAGUGCUGUCUUGAAAUGAGACCUACUUCCUUAAACAAUUCCUCAAGCUCCUCUUGCCUUGGGUUGCACAUGUAUUGUUUUUUUUGUCUGCACUAAUUAGUCUCCUUACCACAUGACAAGUUAAAUGAUAGUCCCCCUCAAAGGAGGCUCAUAAUUCAAAGAAUUUAGCUUAUCCUUGCUUUCUUUGGAUCGAACUGAUUGCCUUCCAUUUCCCCCAGAUGCUAUAUGACUGCUAUGGAUUUAAUGCUCCUCAUGAAUAAUACUGGUGGCAGUUUUUAGAACCAAUUAGGGAUUGGAGUGGUUUGUCUGAUUUUACAGAAAAGCCAUAAUGAAUAACUGGAACUUGAUUAAACUUACCAUAUACAUAUAUUAAAGCUAUACAUGCACAGUAAUUUUGUUAAAAUUGGAGACUUUAAAUAUUUUGGGAUCAACUUUUAUUUUUAUAUAUGUACUUUAUAUAUUUGUAUGCCAGCUGUUCAAAUGCUCUUUGAAUCUUCACAUACACCUCAUAUAAGUUUCUGCUAUGCACUAACACCCUCCAACAGCCCUUGCCCACACUUCCAAAUUUCUGCAAAUUUCCAAAUUUCGGUGGGAGACGACCGACUUGAUGAAAAAAAAAAAAAAAAAUAUAUUGUGUGUCAGUGUGUGUGUCAGUGUCAUGCUAACUUCCACUACACCUCACCCCCUCUCACACUUAAUUCUGUUGUAUCCCUACAACUCUUAUUACUAUCUUUCAAAUAUCUCCAAUAUUCCUUGAAAUCCUCCUCACACCGUCCAUCUUCCCCCACAAACCCCCCAACUAACUUCCACACCCCAUUUUUUUUUUUUUUUUUUUUAACAUGCCAGCUGUCUUCUACCAAUGUAAGGUGACUCAGAAAAAAAGAAAAAAUUAUCACCAUCACUCUGAUCUUUACCUCCUCCCAACACUGCCUAGGAUGACCCCUACCCUUCCUUCCUCAACUUUUUUCCUCAUGUUCUCACACUUCUCUAGCACAUGCCUACACUCCUUAUCACACACUCAUCACACAAAAUAUCAAGAAAGAAUAGAGAAGGACAGGCACACAAUUCUGACUAGUUCUUCUCAUACUGACUUUCUUGCAAGAUAGGUUUUUAAUAAGGGUUUGCAACCAAAAUAAAUCUAGUUGUUCUGAGGUAAUCUCAUGUACUGUACAUAUUUAAUAAAAAAUGGGCAAAUUGUAUUUUUUUUUGUGUGUGUAUCCAAGAAAUGUCGCAGGUUAAUUAGCUGCUAAGUAGGUAAAACAGUACAAUUUCUGUACAGGUAAUUAAUCUUCCUGUAGCAGGCUUGCAUUUCAUACACACAAACUGUACAAAAGCCUUAUUGAUUGCACUAAAUUUCUUUGGUAGAGAUAGGAGAUAGUUCAUUAGUGCCAGUUCAGUGUACAGGAUUGUAUUGUGUAUAUUACAUGUGUACAGAAUUGUAGUGUAUAUUAUCUGUGUAGGACUGAGUGACUAGAUCUAUUUUUCUUACCAAUGUGAGUAUUAAAUCACAAGAAUAAUAAAAUUAAAUUAACA
Cherax quadricarinatus is the source of this 4466-nucleotide messenger RNA. RefSeq lists its product as uncharacterized. Lineage: Eukaryota; Metazoa; Arthropoda; Malacostraca; Decapoda; Parastacidae. The record is from RefSeq and is a predicted model, not a curated record. Gene Ontology annotation, cellular component: membrane; septate junction. Gene Ontology annotation, biological process: septate junction assembly; regulation of tube size, open tracheal system.